This is a messenger RNA of Candidula unifasciata, 265 nucleotides long. Lineage: Eukaryota; Metazoa; Mollusca; Gastropoda; Stylommatophora; Geomitridae. The record is from the annotation of a GenBank genome assembly.
ACUGGAGAGCAAGAGACUCUAUCAACAAGCACGUGACUCAGUGUACGAGGGCGCCAGGGACGAUGUUUAUGGACCGCUGACACUAGUGGCUUCUAGUCUCAAUGCUCUUAACAAUCUGGGUCAUGUGGAAACCGCCGCUGCCAUUGAUUCGGCGCCGGCCAGAGAGAAGAUUAUGGAAACUCUUACCUACCUAACUCUGCGUGAUGAGGUGGAGAUAAUCCAAACGUUACAGUGUUUGGUGGACAUUACCCGUGGUCCUGUCCAU